This is a messenger RNA of Mugil cephalus (flathead mullet), 4713 nucleotides long. It is a transcript of the gene whrna, whose product is annotated as whirlin a. Gene Ontology annotation, cellular component: plasma membrane; photoreceptor inner segment; cilium. The transcript has 12 exons. Bases 1249 to 4164 code for a protein of 971 amino acids. The record is from RefSeq and is a predicted model, not a curated record. Gene Ontology annotation, biological process: auditory receptor cell stereocilium organization; sensory perception of sound. Lineage: Eukaryota; Metazoa; Chordata; Actinopteri; Mugiliformes; Mugilidae. Gene Ontology annotation, molecular function: protein binding.
GAUCUAAGCUAAUAGUCACGAGGAUGGGGUAGUUUUUAAUUUUCUUAGCAUUAAUAUUAUAUUACAAUUUCACGUCUUUUUUGUUUGUAUUUUUUUUAUUUUUUUAUUUAUUGCGUCGUCUGUUUACUUCGUAACUUCGGAAUGGGCCUUGGAAUGGCGAGGAAAUUGAAAACAAAGUUGCAGCCCAUUAUUAUCGGAGAGAGCCGGCAGAAGAACGAGACGGGUCACUUGUUGUUGAGCCAGUUUUUUGAAUUUUAUUGUGUUAUGUGUUUUUCCUCCGUGUUUGCGUUGGCAGAACAUGGCUCUUGUUUACUCGCUCGCUGGUAGCGGUUUUGGCACGAGCGCGAGUCGUUGAUUACAAACAAGGCACCGGCCGCGCGAGGCUGCGUCAUUUCCUGCCUGAGGACGGCCAGAGUGGAGAGAGAGACGCCGCUCUUCACCCACUAGUCGCUGUAGGAACGUCAGGAGGGAGGACGCACCGAGCUUCAGGAUAAUAAGCCCAGCGGAUAAUAAACCCACGACGUCGCUCUUUGGGUGUCAGGUGGAUAUAUAUAAAUUUGUAUAUUUCUGACGUCGCUUGGAGCUAAAAACCAGCACCGAAGCGGAAUAUUACGAAUUCCUCUGGGCAACAGCGCUAAAAUAACUUUUUUCUUUCUUUCUUUUUUCGGCUUCUUGGAAAUAGUUGCGCUUAUUUUUUCCUGAACUGGUUGUGCAAACGCAGCAAAUGCGUGCAGCCUAAUUUUCCUUUGUGGUGUUGUUUGUUCAACGCUGCUGGCGGACACCAGAGAAGCGGCAGCUCGGUGGCCACCUGACCUCCUGGAAAAAAAAAAAAUAAAUAAGACGGCAGCUGACGACACGCAGGCUGAGAGCCUUACGUGGCCCGUUACUAAGCCCUGUGACGGAGCGGGACGAGUUUUCCACGAGGCUGCUGCGUGCCCUGACCUGACGCACCGUGGAGUUUGUAGAAAGCCGUUCGUGUAAACUAACUGAUAGUAAAUGCUAAGAAGUUAAUCACACCUGUAUUGAAUUAGUUGGACUUAAUUACCUAUAGAACUUCUUUCGUCACUCUAUCACCGAAACAAGUGAAACAGGUUCUCCUGUCAGAGCGGGACACCAUGCGCAAGUCCGCCGUGCAAGUCUUACAGUUUUCGUGAUGCCACGGGCCGGUCCAAUCCGUCGCCACAUGCCCGUAAUGCGCGCUCUUUAACCCGCAGCAGUGUGGCGCCGUGUCCCGGUCACGCCGCCAGCAUGAGCAGCACCGACCUGGAGCGCAUGUCGCUCAGCUCCUCGGCAAACUCCGUGGCCUCCAGCGCGCGGACCCUCUCCGCCAACGUGAGGAAGCUGCACAACGCGCUCAACCUCCUGCUCAACGACUUCGAGCGGGAGCAGUUCAUCCACUGCCUCAACGUGUACCACUCCAAACGCAAUGUGUACGACCUGGUCCAGACUCUCAACGUGAUCCUCAACGCGCCCAGCAAGCGGCAACUUCUUCCCAUGCUGCGCCUGGUUAUUCCCCGUUCCGACCAGCUCCUUUUCGAGCAGUACACCUCGGAGGGUCUUUACUUAAAAUCGGAUUUGGUGGCGAGCAACGGCAACGCCGAACCGGCCCCGGGCGAUCUUCCCAGCGCCAGCCCGACUCCCCCGGGGCAUUACUCGCCAAACAACCCACCGGAGUUUCAGGUGGCGUUGCGGGGCUCGCCAGACAGCUUCAGCACCAGCAGCGAUGGGACAGCUCCUCUGGUGCCUCUGUUGGGGAGGAACUUUAUCCACGAGCCUCCGGGAGAGCUGCGGCAGGUCACCAUGAAGCGGCACAAGAGCAACGAGGGCCUGGGCUUCAGCAUCCGCGGCGGCUCGGAGCACGGCGUCGGCAUCUACGUGUCACUGGUGGAGCCGGGGAGCCUGGCGGAGAAAGAAGGUCUCCGGAUCGGUGACCAGAUCAUGAAAGUCAACGACAAAGUCUUCGACAAAGUCACCCAUGCUGAAGCAGUGAAGGUGCUGAAGGGCAGUAAAAAGCUUUGUCUCUCGGUGCGCUCAGUUGGGCGAAUUCCAGGCGGCUACGUCACCAACCAUGUUUAUACCUGGGUUGACCCGCAUGGUCGGAGUGUGUCCCCUCCUCCCGACCUGCCUGAGCAUCGGAGUGCCACCAUGAGAAGAAAUGACAGCCAGCGACGCAGCAACAUGCAGCUACUGCAGGAAGGAGAUGAAAAAAAGGUCAACUUGGUUUUGGAUGACGGCCGUUCUCUGGGUCUCAUGAUCCGAGGGGGAGCUGAAUAUGCUUUGGGUAUUUACAUCACAGGAGUGGACCAAGGAUCAGCAGCAGAGUGUGGAGGACUCAAGGUGGGCGAUCAGAUCUUGGAGGUGAACGGCCGCAGCUUUCUGAGCAUCCCGCACGACGAAGCCGUCAGAGUCCUGAAGUCCUCUCGGCACCUGAUGAUGACGGUGAAAGACGUAGGCCGUCUGCCGCACGCCAGGACGGUGGUGGGGGAGACCAAGUGGAUUGCCAGCUCACAGAUUGCAGAGAGCUCAGCCAACAGUAGCAUGGCAAGCUUCUCUGUGGACCAAGGAGCGUCUGCAGCAGGAAAGCCUGGGUUUUAUAAAGGUGUGGCAGGCUCCCAGGUGACCCUGUCCAGUCUGGUAAACCAGUCCCGGGCCAUGCUGGAGGAGCAGGCACGCCACCUGUUGACAGAGACGGAGCGUCAGACCAUGGGCUACUACGUAGAGGAGUAUCGGGACGGGCACAUCGGGGUGGAGCAGCUGGUCAUGGCGCUGUUCGAGCUGCUAAACACACAUGCUAAGUUCUCUCUGCUGUCAGAGGUACGAGGACUGGUCACCCCACAGGACCUGGAACGUUUUGACGGGCUGGUGCUCCGACGUGAAAUUCAGGCUCUUAAAGCUCGACAGGGGACGGCUGGAGCCACAGCCAUGCAGCCAGAUUCCAUGUCCAUGGUGUCAUAUCCAGACACUCUGACCUCCUCCUCAGCUAGCUUCAUGACCAACACCACCCUCAGCUCUGCACGGAAUGACAGCGUGGUGGAGAGUAAUGAGGAAGGUCCUCCGGAGAGUCUGAACACACUGCUGACCGACAUCUCUCUGGAUGAUGUUCAGUCCAGCACAGCUGAGUCUCCCCCCUCCUUCAAGCCUCCGCCCCCACCAGGGGUGCAGAGUCGCCCAAGUAGACGAGAUCUGCUCAACAAGUGCCCCUCAUCCGAAUCCUCCCACUCAGGCUUGUACUUCACGGCCCCAUCCUCUCACAGUCACAGCAGCAAAGAGCCCGGACACGCCCCUGCCUCACCCUCAUUGCACCACAAACGAGAACGCUCGAGGGAUCCGUCUCGGGAAUACGCAGUCGUCAGAAAAAGAGAACCCUCUGCACCGACCAAGAAAGAGAAACUAGCAUCCGCUCAGUUGUCCUCAGUCACCCAGCACAAUAUUGGCCCUUUCCCCAGGGUGCAGUCCCCCAACAGAGUCACCAAACCUGCUGCCCCAUCCCCUUCACCCCCACCUCCACCGCCACUUCCUGCUCCUCCUCCGCCUCCUUCUUUUCCCCUUAAGCCAGUGUCCAUGUCCAAAGUCUCCCCCGCGUCCUCUCCUGGCUCUAAACAGCAGUUUGUUACAGUGGAGGUUCACAGGCCGAACGCGGAACCUGAUGUCAAUGAGGUGCGGCCGCUGCCCCAAGCUCGAGGUAAGAAAGGUGGCGCCCUGUCUCAGCUGUCAGACAGUGGCCAAACCCUCAGUGAGGACAGCGGGGUGGACAUAGCUGAGUCAGGACACGUCAGCAAAGACAGUAGCCCCCAUUCCUCACGCACACGCCUCCCCCGAGACACCCAGGGAGGCGGGGCAGACAACCCCUCCAAACCGCCCGGGCUGCUGGAGCCCACCUCUACAUUAGUGAGGGUGGCAAAGAGUGCCAGCACCCUGGGUAUUGCCAUUGAAGGCGGAGCCAACACUCGCCAGCCGCUGCCACGAAUCGUCACAAUACAGAGGGGUGGUUCAGCUCAUAAUUGCGGCCAGCUGAAGGUGGGUCAGAUCAUCCUGGAGGUGAACGGGGUUUCGCUGAGAGGCCGCGAGCACAGGGACGCCGCGCGCCUCAUCGCUGAGGCCUUCAAGACCAAAGAGAGAGACCACGUGGAUUUCCUGGUGACUGACUUCAAUGUGGCACUAUAGCCGGCAGGACAAGGAGAAAGUACAAUGAUGAUGAAGGUAUCGCCAACAAAUCAGGAGUUUAAGGAGAUGAUGAGGGAAAGAUAUUCGAGCGUCUUUUGAUUUAAAUGGCACAACUCUUCAAACAAACCAUCACCUGAUCUCUGAGCCCUUCAUCCUACUAAGAUUUACAAGGCAUUACUUUUCUCUGUGGACGUCCUCCUGGAUUCUCCUCAACGUGUUACCUCCCCACUGUGACACCUUAUGCACUGCAGCAGAAAAUUGUGAAACCUAUUCCUUUUGUUUGUCCUCUCAGUGUUAAAACUUGUGCAUUUACAACUGUGGGAUAAUCACUAGAACUUCUCAGAGCACUCCCGUGUCCCAAGCUCAGUUUAUUUUACUGAUUUUCUCCCACCUGAGAGGCAACUGCACAUCUAAGACUGAAUGACGCUUGACUUUACAAGUUUGGAUUUGUAUUAUGUAAAAAUGGACAAAUGUAGAUACAGAUGCAUAUAUAUAUACUGUACACAUAAAGAUGCUCCUAUAUGAAUUAAAAAAUAAUCUGUAACCUUG